GCCCUGAUCUGCCGCUCUCUCUCUCUCUGUCUUCCCCUGCCUAUAAGUCACCCACCGCGCACCUCCACCAUCCACCCUUUCACCCUCCAUGGAGUCGUCCGGUGCGUCGCCAUGCCGGCAUUCGGCCGAGUCCUCCCUCGACGACCUCUUGCCGGAGUACUACCGCUCCCGAGAGAAUUCCGGCGCCGACGUCCGUAUAUUCACGUCGGGCGGACCACCGAUCCUUGCCCACUCCUCCAUUUUGGCGUCGGUGUCUCCGGUUUUCGAGAAUUACAUGGAAAGGUUUAGGAGAAACGGCAGGUUGGACAGAAUUCCGAUCAUGGGCGUCCCCCGGGAACCGGUCCUCGCCUUUCUCCGAUUCGCUUAUACUUCGAGAUUCGAGGAGGAGGAGAUGAAGAAGUACGGGUUUCAUCUCCUGGUUCUGGCACACGCCUUUUCCCUGCCGACGCUAAAGAGGGCGUGCAUCAGAGCCCUGGCCGAGUCGCUGACGGUUGCCAACGUCGUCGACGUUAUGCAGCUGGCUCGCCUCUGCGACGCGCCUCACCUCUACCUCAAAUGCUUGAAGCUCAUCGCCAACAACUUCAGCGGCGUCGCCGCAACGGAGGGCUGGCGGUUCUUGCAGAAUAAUGACCCUUGGCUAGAGCUCGAAAUCUUGCAGUAUCUCUCAGAGUCUGAAUCUAGGGAGAAGAGGAGGGUCCGGAAGAGAGAGGAGGAAAGGGUCUACCUCCAACUAAGUGAAGCCAUGGAGGCCCUGUUUCACAUCUGCACAGAAGGGUGCAAGACGAUCGGUCCCUACGAGAAGGAACUUAUGGGAAACAAUGGUGGUAGUGGCGGUAAUGACGGUGGUGUUUGCAGAUUUUCGACAUGCAAGCACGUCGAGCGCCUCAUUCGCCAUUUUGCGAGCUGUGAGAGAAGGGUUCGAGGUGGAUGCUCUAACUGCAAGCGGAUGUGGCAGCUCCUGCAACUCCACUCCUUCGUCUGCGAUCAACCUGAGUCUUGCAAGGUUCCUCUUUGCAGGCACUUCAGGAUGAGAAUGGGGUCGACCGGCAAGAGGGAUGAACAGAUCUUAAAGGACUUGGCAACCAAGAUUGCGUCCGCAAAGGCAAUUUCUUGCAUUCUUUCCAAGAAAAAAAGGAACCAAGCGUGACGGGAUUCAAUUGGGUUCCACAUCACUCGGGUCUUCUGCAACACGGAUGAGUGCAAGGGGCCAAUCAAAUUUUUAUGAAGUUGUAUGAAGUUUGGAUGUGCUUGACAUGCAAAGGUUCUGUAGGCGAUGUAAAUAUUUUGUUCAUAUUUAAAUGUGACGUAGCUUGUAUAUUUCCUUUUUUAAAUUAAAAAUGUCGAGAAGAUGUGUACAAGAAAGAGGAAAAGGUUGUUAGUACUUAAAUAGCAAGUAAUCUAGUAUGUUCUUUAUUCUAA
Molecule: messenger RNA, 1419 nt
Organism: Nymphaea colorata (pocket water lily)
Lineage: Eukaryota; Viridiplantae; Streptophyta; Magnoliopsida; Nymphaeales; Nymphaeaceae
Product: BTB/POZ and TAZ domain-containing protein 1-like
Exons: 5
Coding region: 89-1147 (352 amino acids)
Cellular component (GO): nucleus
Molecular function (GO): protein binding
Source: RefSeq, a predicted model, not a curated record